AUGCGGCAUACCCUGAGGAUCUUUGUGGCCAUUUUAGCUCUUCACAGGCCUUCCAGAGGACUCGAGUGUUACCAGUGCAACAGCAAAGAGAACGAGCGGUGCACGGCCGGUAAAGUAGACCCCUCCUAUCUGAGGUCCUGCCCCGAAUCGCGGCCGUUCUGUCGCAAGGUCGACUCCAAGUAUUACUUCAUGGACUCGCCCGAGCGCUUCGUCAGCAGGGAGUGCUCCCGAUCGGUGGACGCCGACGAAGGCUGCUACGUCGGCCGAUACACCUACGACAGCUACCAGGAAAUUUGCGAGUGCGGUUCUCCGGGAUGCAACCGAGCGUCGUCUCCUAGAGGAGGGUCCUUUCCGCUCCUGCAGCUCGCCUUCGCGCGCUUCCUCCUCUUGGACCUCGUCUAG
Orussus abietinus is the source of this 402-nucleotide messenger RNA. RefSeq lists its product as uncharacterized. Gene Ontology annotation, biological process: sleep; regulation of synaptic transmission, cholinergic; positive regulation of voltage-gated potassium channel activity. The coding region runs from base 1 to 402 and encodes 133 amino acids. The transcript has 3 exons. NCBI's taxonomy places the organism in Eukaryota, Metazoa, Arthropoda, Insecta, Hymenoptera, Orussidae. The record is from RefSeq and is a predicted model, not a curated record.